GGCGGGGUCUACUCUGGCUGGAUGGCGACCUUAGUUUCUGUACUGCUCUGAUACUUGAGUGGCUUAACCAUGGCCCUGCGGGCAGUGUGGCUCAUACGUCACGAACCAGGAACUCCACUUGGUGGCACCGUCAAAUUCUCCAGACGCUAUCCUACUGUUGAAAAGCGAGCGAAGGUCUUCAAUGGAAUGAAUUAUGUUCCUGUACCUGAAGACGGUCCCUUUCUUAAAGCAUUGCUCUUUCAACUUAGAUUAUUGGAUGAUGAUAAGGACUUCGUGGAAAGCCGUGAUAGCUGUUCAAACAUCAAUAAAACAUCCAUCUAUGGGCUCUCAGUAGGAGGUGAAGAUCUCUGGCCAGUCAUUGCUUUCCUGAGGAAUGACAUGAUCUAUGCAAGUGUUCCAUUAGUUGAACAAGCUCUGUCCCCUCGCCCACCUUUAAUUAGUAUUAGUGGGGUGUCACAAGGCUUGGAACUGCUUUUGGGAGUACAUGAUUUUCUUUACUCCAGUCAGAAAAACGACACUGACCUCCACAGCAGACUGAGUCAGUUGCCUGACUUGCUUCUGCAGGCUUGUCCUUUGGGGACUCUAUUGGACGCUAACUUGCAGAACUCACUGAAUAGCCUUAACUUCGUAUCUGUGACUCAGCCACAAAAACAGCCAGCCUGGAAAGUUGGAACAUACAAAGGAAAAGCACAGAUUUCUAUUUCUAUCACUGAGAACGUAAAAUCCAUGCAAUAUGGUAAACAGGAUAUAGCAGACACAUGGCAGGUCGUUGGGACAGUCGCUUGCAAGUGUGAUUUGGAGGGAGUCAUGCCAAAUGUCACCAUCAGCUUGAAUCUGCCCACCAAUGGGUCUCCACUUCAAGACAUUAUUGUUCAUCCUUGUGUGACUUCUCUGGAUUCUGCCAUCCUGACCUCCAGUAGCAUUGACACAGUAGAUGACUCUGCUUUCAGUGGGCCAUAUAAAUUUCCAUUCACUCCACCCUUAGAGUCCUUCAACUUAUGCCACUACACUUCUCAGGUUCCUGUCCCACCAAUACUGGGUUCUUACCACAUGAAAGAAGAUGGAGCACAACUGAAAAUAACAGUUAAUUUAAAACUACACGAAAGUGUGCGGAAUAAUUUUGAAAUCUGUGAAGCUCACAUACCUUUUUACAACAGAGGUCCAAUUACCCAUUUGGAAUACAAAGUUAGUUUUGGUCAACUUGAGGUGUUUCGAGAAAAAAGCUUAUUGGUCUGGAUUAUUGGCCAGAAGUUCCCCAAAUCAAUGGAGAUUAGCCUUUCAGGAACUCUAACUUUCAGAGUUCAGGGCCAUAACAGGCAGCCGUUUGACCACAUUUGUAUUGGAAGCACAGCAUAUGUAAAGCUUAAUUUUAGGAUUGCAGAUUAUACACUCACCGGAUGUUACGCAGAUCAGCAUUCGGUUCAAGUGUUUGCUUCAGGAAAACCAAAAAUAAGUGCAUGUUUGUCUCUACCAUCUAGUCCACCUGUGUGUGACAACGUAGAGUUGAGGUGCUACUGGCCCUUCCGGUUCAACUAACUUAGCGAAGCUGCUGAUGAAGCUGAAGAUGAGACCAAGAGGAGCGACUCAAUAAAAUUCAUAGAAACAGAUUGGGGGUGGAGGGGUGAGGAGUGUAAGGAUUCUGAUCAUCCACCUUGAAAAGCACAGUACAGCAGGCACAUGAGUAUUGAAAAUUCUUCCAGUGCGCUGCUGUUGCUACUCUGCCAGUCCCAGCUCAGUCAGAGGCAAGGGAAACACACACUGCUUGCGGUUAACAAAGGAAACAUCAUUAAAGUGAAUGUUUACAUUGUGUUUAUUGAAGUGUUCAAAGUAUAUGUGUUGCCUCUCCAAGCGGCCUGCUGCACUUCAGAGGAUUAAAACUACAUGGCUGGAAGUAAAAACUAGUUACAUUGUACAGACAGAUGGCUUUUAAACAGAAUAGGAUCUUGCUUGGGUUUUUUUUUUUUUGAGGGGGGUUGUUUUUGUUUUGGGGGGGCCUCAAAAGUGUAUCCCAUUCAGGGUGAGGGACCUUCAUCUACUCACACAUUCUGUAUACUUCCAAGUCCUUUAUGUGACUUUUCCUCUCACAAACUAGAUGCAUAAGUAAUGAGUUUAUUUCUUCUUAGUACAUCAAAAAUAGCAAAGCAAUUGUGAAAUCACUGACAUGCUGUCCAGUUGAGUAAGUGUGUACUGGACAGCUACCUCCGGAUUAGUGUGGGCCUCUUGGGAACCACAUUCAUCUUGUUCUCCUCAUACAAGUGAAGUUAAGAAGAGACGCUGUAUAGCAAACAUGCCAGCCUGACCUUUGAAAGUCUAAUAAAUAGUAUUUAUGCAAACAAAAUGGAAAAGUUGACAAAAAUACGGAAAGUUCAGCUUUAGUCUUUUUUGUUGUAUUUUGAGACAGGGCUUCUCCGUGUAGCAUCGGCUGUUCUGGAACUUGCUCUGGAGAUCAGGCUGGCUUCAAAGUCAGAGAUGUACCUGCCUCUGCCUCCCAAGUCCUGGGAUGAAAGGCAUGCGCCACCACUGCUGCCCGGCAUGGCAUUACUGAUUUUUCUGACAAAAGCAAUAUAAAUUACUUUUUGGUUGCAAAAAUAGUAUCAUGCUUCAUUAGGGUUAACGGGAUUGGGGUCUGAGAUAGCUCAGUCAGUAAAAAUUGCUUGCUGCACAAGCUUGAGGACCUGAACUGAAUCUCCAGCACCCACAGGACAAGCAAAGAAGUGAAGGUUUGUGCUUGUAAUCCCAGGUCUAGAGAGGCAGAAACAGGCGGGUCCUGGAGCACAUUAGCCAGCCUGAGUAGCAAGUCCCAGGUCCUGGGGAAGAGUCAGGAAACAAGGUAGAUGGCUCCUGAAGAACAGCACACGUGAAUACAUACAUGUGCACACACAAAAUUAAAGCACUAUACUUUCCUGCACCCCUCAGGUGGUGUUGAUUGCAAGUUCAUGACAAAAUCCCUUGUAAACUGACUAAAUGCUGAUGAACUAUUUUCUUAGAUUCAUCAGAGCAAAUUGCCAAUCUCUUAUUUCAUUCACUAUUUUUGUAACACAUGGAGCAACCUAUAUGUAUUAUUUCUGGGUUCAGAAUCUACAAAAAUCAUUUUUGUAUAAUUUUUAUUAAUCUAAAAGCAGGCUCCAGUCUCUCUAACAUGUUUUUUUUUGCUAUGACAAUAUCCAGAGGCGACUAGAAAUGCUUGGAACCUUUUUAACUAAUAUACUACCAAAAGGGCUCCCCACCUCUAUCGUGUGUGUGUGUGUGUGUGUGUGUGUGUGUGUGUGUGUGUGUACACAUCAGUAUCGUUUGAUGUGUCCUGAAAGUUGAACCCAAGGGCUAAGCAUGUUGUAAACGUGCUCCACCACUGAGCUUUAUUCUCAGCCCCGAGGAAUUUAACUCAUGUGACUGUCACUGGCCUCAAGCUGUAAUGCAUCUUCCCCCCGAAUUAGCACAUGCUACACAUUGUGUUUAACACUGAAGACCUAAACAUGAGCUGGUUAUGUCAGAAUGAAAAGCUUCUGAGCGGCCCAGAGUCUAAACUGGAGUCUUUAAACUAAUUAAUACCAACUCUAAUUUUAAACUUCUAAUGUGGUUUUCCUAUCACAUGACGCUCUAGAACUAGACAAGGAAGUAAUACAGAUUUGAGAUGUGCUCUAUAACUUCUACAACGUGUUGAUAUUUUUUUAACGUGAAAAAGUACUUCUCACCAUUUUCAAACAGAAACUGUCUAAAAAAGAUGGUGGCUGAAUCGCCAGGUGGAUAAGAAGCAUCCCAAGGGCAACAUGGAUCUCCGUAGGUCUGCCUGACAAGCCUGGAAACUGCAUGACAGAAGGACAAAGAUUGGAUUGUAAAGCGCACAUUCGUGCAGGAAAAUGCCUUUUGCCUCCACGUGGUUUAGGUUUGGAUGUGCAGGAAAGAGAAGUAAUUAGAUUUAAUCCAGGAUGUUUAAUGUGCCAGACUAAACACACAUAUGCACAUACUUCGGCACCAAAAAUGUGUUUUCCCAUUGUCCCUGAUUUAUGGAUUGUCAAUGAAGAAAAUAAUGCAUGGAUAGUAUUAAAGAGAAGACAUCAAA
Rattus norvegicus (Norway rat) is the source of this 4060-nucleotide messenger RNA. It is a transcript of the gene Ap5m1, whose product is annotated as adaptor related protein complex 5 subunit mu 1. Gene Ontology annotation, cellular component: lysosomal membrane; cytosol; late endosome membrane. NCBI's taxonomy places the organism in Eukaryota, Metazoa, Chordata, Mammalia, Rodentia, Muridae. The record is from RefSeq and is a predicted model, not a curated record.